GCGGCGGCGAAGGCGGCGGCCGCGGCAGAUGCGGGGCGCUGACCCGGGCGCACACCGGGGCGAGGUUGCUGUGGGCGCCAUGUCCCAGCUGUCAGCCCCGCUGCAGUGAGGGAGACUGGGCACUGCCCGUACCGGCCCGGGCAGCAUGGCCAAGGCACGGCUCUUUCGGCUGUGGCUGGUGCUGGGCUCGGCGCUCAUGAUCCUCCUCAUCAUCGUGUACUGGGACAACGUGGGCACGGCCCACUUCUACCUGCACACAGCCCUGUCCCGGCCCCACAGCCCGGAGCCGGGCCCCACCCCGGGGCAGGGCGAGGACCUCCAGCUCCCCUCUGAGGCAGACCCACUGCUGGAUAAGAUCCUCAGCCCCGAUGCCGAGACAGCACUGUCCAGAAAGAAGACAGAGCCACCCGCGGUGCUGGUCCCCAGCCCUGGGGCCCAGAGCCCCAUGGAGGAGAGCGUGCGGGGCUACGAUUGGUCCCCCCACGACGCCCAGAGCAGCGCCGACCAGGGCCAGCAGCAGGCCGAGAGGCGCCGCGUGCUGCAGGGCUUCUGUGCCAAUGCCAGCCUGGCCUUCCCCACCAAGGAGCGCGCGUUCGAGGACAUCCCCAACUACGAGCUCAACCACCUAAUCGUGGACGAUCGCCAUGGCGUCAUCUACUGCUACGUGCCCAAGGUGGCCUGCACCAACUGGAAGCGGGUGAUGAUCGUGCUGAGCGGGAGCCUGCUGGAGCGCGGGGCCCCGUACCGCGACCCCCUGGCCAUCCCCCGCGAGCACGUGCACAACUCCAGCACCCACCUGACCUUCAACAAGUUCUGGCGCCGCUACGGCCGCUUCUCCCGGCACCUGAUGAAGGUGAAGCUGCAGAAGUACACCAAGUUCCUGUUCGUGCGCGACCCCUUCGUGCGCCUCAUCUCCGCCUUCCGCAGCAAGUUCCAGCUGGAGAACGACGAGUUCUACCGCAAGUUCGCCAUGCCCAUGCUGCGCCGCUACGCCAACCACAGCAGCCCGCCUGCCUCGGUGAGCCAGGCCUUCCGCGCCGGCCUCAAGGUCACCUUCGCGCACUUCAUCCAGUACCUGCUCGACCCGCACACCGAGACGCUGGCGCCCUUCAAUGAGCACUGGCGUCAGAUCUACCGCCUCUGCCACCCGUGCCAGAUCGACUACGACUUCGUGGGCAAGCUGGAGACCCUGGAUGAUGACGCUGCCCAGCUGCUCAGGCUGCUCAAGGUAGACGGGAGGCUGCACUUCCCCCCCAGCUACAGGAACAGGACGGCCAGCAGCUGGGAGGAGGGCUGGUUUGCUGGCAUCCCCCUGGCCUGGAGACGCCAGCUGUACAAACUCUACGAAGCCGACUUCGUCCUCUUCGGAUACCCCAAGCCCGAAAACCUGCUCAGAGACUGAAUGCCCUGCACCGCAAAGGUGCUCAGAGCGCAGCCACGUGCUUGAGAUGGGGGGGACAGGGCCACAGGGGCUCGGCCCCCCCACACUCCCACCCCGCAGGCCAGGGAGCGCCUCACACUCCGUGUUUUGUUUGUUUUUUUAAAAUAAGCCACUGUUUUGCAAUCUGGACUCACCAUGCCCGCCACAGCCUGUAUUUACAGGCACCAUGUUAAUAUUGUUUUCUAAGAUUAAUAUAUUUCAGAUAUUUAAUAGGAAAGUGGGAGUGAGCUGGAGUAAAACGUGGCACCCAGGUCCCUGGGGCUCUUGUGGUUCUUUGGGCCGGGCAGGGGUGAGUGGGGGCUCCACACCCCACUCCAGGUGUCUUCAGGAAGGAGAAAUCUAAACUCGGAACCAGGUCAUUUUCCUUAGUGUAAUGGAAAUCUCCAAGGCUGGGUGCUGUUACAAAGGACAGAGGUUCAUGAACUUAGUAGUUGGGAGAUUCAAGGAGCUUGAGCUAGCCUAGAACUUGUGAUCCUUCUGCUGCAUCCUCUGAAGGCCUGGGAUUACAGGUGUGUGCCACCAUGCCCGGCUGCUGUCAGGAAUUUCGGAAUGUCAUCUCUACAGCCAUGACUCGGUGCACACUCACCGUGGAGCCGUCCCUGGUGCCUGUGCGCUGGGCCAGGACGGUGUUGGCAGUGGUUGCGUGUUUGAGGAGCUUUGUGGGCUCAGGUUGUGAGGCCACGAGGGUGGGAAGCCUCUGCUACCAGGCCGGGUGCCAGUCACUUUCAGGGACAGUGACAGGAGCUUGAGGAGCCUCAGGCUCCUGGAGAAGUGGUGCUGCCCAGGCCUGCAGGGGGCGCUGUUGUGGACAGUGGUACACUGGGCACAGGGCACCGGAAGGGGCGGAGCCAGCAUGUGCUAAGUGCCUGUCCCUUGUGUCUGCCCCGUGGGGAGGCGGGAGGGGUCAGGAGGAUCCAGGGCCUGUGCCUCCCCCAUCCCCCCCAGCUCUCUCAUGGGGACAGGGUAGAGCCUGGUAUGGGGUACAGUUCCUGAUUGGCAGUGUGGGGCCCUGUGGUGAGAACAGUUCAGGCACUCUGCCAGGGUGGUAUGGGGGUGGGUGGCCACCCUCCCAAACACAGCAUGGGGCAUGUUUGGGUCUGUUCUGGAACCUUCCAUUCUGCAGGUUGGCUAUAGGUUAUGCCUUUGGGAGCUGGCCCCAGCAGGCAUGGAAGAGGCAGGGGUGUGGCCCCAGGACCCUAGUGCCACCCGCCAGCCCUGCAGAUGGCGGCCCGUGGAGGGGGGUUUCCUCCUGGCCUGUGUGAAGAACCCAAGAGCAGCCUCACCUUGCCCUGGACAGCCAGGGUGCACAGGCAAGGGACCCCCGUCCUGUAAGCACAGAGGACAGCCAGGACCUUCCCCUUCCACACGAGGCCGGGGUCCUCUUGAGUGUCCCUCCAUGACCCCUCCUCGAGCCCAAGGAGGCAGGAGGGACACUGCCGCUGCCAUGCUGGGAACAGCAUUCUCCCCCGGGACUCCACCCUGAAGAAUAACAAGACUCCCAGAUCUCCGGGAUGGGGGUGAGGGAUGGCACCAUCAACGAGUUGGGCAGGCCCCCCCAGCCAAGAUUCCUGGGUAAUUAUUAUUUAUAAGUGACAUGUCAAGCCUCCACUCCUAAACCCCCAAAAGACAGCCCAGUAAGAGUUGGAUGGCCUGUGCAGAAUUCACCUCCAGGAAAGGGAAGGCAGGAAGGAGCUGUUAGGAGCAAGUGCCUCCUGCUUUUGCCCACCUGCUCCCUGCUGACCAUCUCUGCCCACCUCAACAGCUUGGGAGACUGAGCAGGGCUUUCCCCACCCCAGCUGAGCAUGGCACCCCUAAGCAGUUGCUCAGUGCUCAGGGCUGGGCCUGUGACCCAGCUGGAUCCUUGGGCCCAGCGCCCUGUGCUGGAAAUGGGCUGUGCCAACUGGUCAGACUCAAAGUCCAGAGCCAGUAUGACCAGAUCACCAAAUGUAGAUGCACUGCCCUAAGAUUAGAUGGGGGCAGAAGGCCCCAGGACCCUCCCCAGGACCCACGCUGGCAAAGCCACACCUGAAGCUGCUGUCAUUUCAGGUUUGAUACCACGCAGGAUCCUCACUCAGACCUUUUGAAUGAGUGACAUUGUCAUUUGGUAAACUUGGUUGAGUAAUUAAGACAGAAGUCAUAUGACUGUUAUAACCUGUUAACAUUUUAUGUAAAAUACAAAUACUGUAUUUUUGAUGUCA
This is a messenger RNA of Dipodomys spectabilis (banner-tailed kangaroo rat), 3639 nucleotides long. RefSeq names its product carbohydrate sulfotransferase 12 (gene Chst12). The transcript is spliced from 2 exons. Gene Ontology annotation, cellular component: membrane. The record is from RefSeq and is a predicted model, not a curated record. The coding region runs from base 146 to 1402 and encodes 418 amino acids. Gene Ontology annotation, biological process: proteoglycan biosynthetic process; carbohydrate biosynthetic process. Gene Ontology annotation, molecular function: sulfotransferase activity. NCBI's taxonomy places the organism in Eukaryota, Metazoa, Chordata, Mammalia, Rodentia, Heteromyidae.